This is a messenger RNA of Cyprinus carpio (common carp), 1821 nucleotides long. Its product is annotated as transmembrane protein 106B-like. Lineage: Eukaryota; Metazoa; Chordata; Actinopteri; Cypriniformes; Cyprinidae. The record is from RefSeq and is a predicted model, not a curated record.
GGAGGCGGGGCUUCUUAGAACGGGGAAAAGAUCAACAGUGCUGGAACACAGUAGCGACGGUAUAGCAACUGAAAUCUUAUACAAACAGAAGGCAGGACCCUUCAAUCGAAGGCAGGCCCAACCAUGGGGAAGUCUCUGUUUUCCUUGCUGAAGCAAAAAGAGGACCAGGAGAACCUGUCUGAAAAAUCAAAAUCUCCCAUUGAGGACAAUAAACAUGACGUGUCGCAGUUUCCAUAUAUUGAAUUCACGGGCAGAGACAGCAUCACCUGUCCUACUUGUCAAGGGAUGGGGAGGAUACCUAGAGACCAAGAAAACCAGCUGGUUGCUCUGAUACCAUACAGUGACCAGAGGCUGAAGCCAAGACGAACGACAUUGUACGUGUCUUUAUCAGUCAUUCUGUGUCUGCUACUUUCUGGUUUGGCUGUAUUCUUCCUGUUCCCUCGGACUAUUGAUGUCACUUAUGUUGGGGUGAAGUCAACCUACGUCACAUUUGACCGAGACCGGCGGAUAGUUUAUCUAAAUAUCACGAAUACCCUGAACAUCACCAACAAUAAUUACUACCCAAUACUCGUUGCCAACAUCACAGCACAGGUGCAGUUCUACAAGACUGUUAUCGGAAAGUCUAUUGUCAGUAAUGUCACCACUAUCAAUCCCCUGGAUAUGCGGCAGGUUGAUUACACUGUUCCCACCAUCAUAGCAAAUGAGAUGAGCUACAUGUUUGACUACUGUACCAUGCCGUCACUUAAAGUGCAUAACAUUGUUGUCAUGAUGCAGAUGUCUGUAACUGUCUUGUACUUUGGCCACGCUGAGCAGGUGUGUCAGGAGAACUACCAGUAUGUGGACUGUGGCUCAAACACCACGUCUUCACGUGGACACAUGAGUGUGAUACAGUGACGCCCCUCAUGUUCCCAUGUCGUGAAACAAAAGCUUGUCCUGAGUGUUACAAAUGGCAGAAGAUGAAGUCUAUACUGUAGGGUGACAACAUCAAGAUUGAUCAGCAAGUUUCAGCCAGAGCACUGAUGUUUUUCUCUAAACCAUCAUUAUCGAUUCUUUAGCACAGCACUGAAGGUUUUGCUUGGAUAUACAGAAGCACUUUAGUACAUUUUGGGAGAAGGAAUGACAGCAGCAGAAUAUUUUACAUAGAGCUGCAAACACUCAAACCACUUUAACUGCUCCGUUACAAUUUUAUUUUUCCUGUGCGUUUGUUUUGUAAUGUUUAACAGCGUGCUCAUUUUAUUGUUAUUUAGCUCUUUGCGGAGCAGGUACUCUUUUGAUUUUUUUGAAAAUGGUGUUAACAUCAACAUGCCAGCUUUCAGAAGUUCAUGAGUUUAUGGGAAUUUUUUAUUUUUUCAUAUUUUGUAUUUUUCCAACCUUUUUAAUGAAAUUCCACAAUUUCUGUUCAAAGGGAAUGUUUAGAAUACAUUUCUACUACAUUUAAAAACAAAAAUGAAGUUGGCCGUUCUGAGGCCAGUACAAUGUGGAACAUGAAUCAGGUGUCAUAAUAAAAUAUAUAUUAAAAUAAAUAUAAAUUUACCUAUGGAAUAAAAAAGAAUGUUUAUUAUUUUUAUUAUAAAAAUGGACUUCCAUUAAUUGUUCUUAAAGCAUUUCUUUUGUCACAUUUUAGUCGAACUCGACCAUAAUUUUUUUUCUUUUGGUGUUGGUGUACAUCAUUGAUAACUUAAUGUUUCUCAGUCACUUUAACCCUUUUGCUUGUCUUGUUUUGUUGAAAUGGCACUUUUACAUCAAAAUCUUUUGUAAUGGUAUUUUGUUUAAAUGUUAUUUUUUUCAGAAAGGAUUUAUCAAUAAAUUCAAUUUCUUUGA